This is a messenger RNA of Strongyloides ratti, 7830 nucleotides long. RefSeq names its product Translational activator GCN1. The record is from RefSeq and is a predicted model, not a curated record. The transcript has 5 exons. Lineage: Eukaryota; Metazoa; Nematoda; Chromadorea; Rhabditida; Strongyloididae. Gene Ontology annotation, cellular component: cytosol. Gene Ontology annotation, molecular function: protein kinase regulator activity. Gene Ontology annotation, biological process: cellular response to amino acid starvation; regulation of translation. The coding region runs from base 1 to 7830 and encodes 2609 amino acids.
AUGACAGAGAAUGAGAAAAAAGAUACUGUUCAGGAUAUUGAUCCUUUUAAAAAUGCUGUGAAAAAAUAUUUAUCAUGUUCAACUAAUGAUAAAGUAAAAGAUCAAGCAGAGGUAUUUAAAAAUUUAAGUGAAGCAAUAAAAAAUGCUAAUGAUAUUCCGGAAGUUGCCUAUAAAAUGCUCUUCCGUUCAGCAAUAUCUAAUAUGGUUAGAAGAUUUACAAAUAAAAAUUGCAAAUCUAACAUAAAAUUACUUGUUGAAGCAUUAUCUAACCGUAAUAUUAAACUUGGGUUAAAAUACCUUUCUGAUGCAGUCAUUUUUUCAUAUCCAAAUAAUUCAGGAUACAUUUCAAAAAUAACAGCUAAGAAUAGUACUUUCUUGAUAAAAUGGAUUUGUGAAUUAUUGAUGAAAUUAGAAAAUAUGGAAAAUGAAAAAGAUUUGGUUGAAUAUUCAUUUGAAGCACUUGCUGCAGCUGGAGUAUACUCUCUCAGUAGCAAUAGAAGUAAAAAACUUUCUCAAAAUCAUCUUGCUAGAUUAAGAAAAAAAAUGAAUAUUGAGCAGUUAAUUAGUGUAUUUAAAAAAUUGGCAUCAAAUCCAGAAAGUUUUAUAGCAUUAUGUUGUUUGUUAUAUUCUAAAGAAGAUGAAAUUGACAAACAAAUUGUUCUAUUGUUUUGUGAUGCUUUUUCAAAAGGAGUAUUGUUACCUAAAACAAAAGUAUCUGAUUCACUUAUCUCCGGAACACAAAAUAUUAUUAGAAAAAUAACAAAAAAUGAAUGGGAAGAAUUGAUUAUGCCUAAUAUUAAAAAAGGUAUGCUUAGAAGUCCUGAAGUUGCUACUGUUGGUGUUAAGAAACUUAUUGAAUAUUGUUCUGUUGAUUUAUCAGGAUAUGCCGUAGAUAUAUUUAAAUCAAUUUCUGUAGGCCUCAUUUCAUCGGAUGAGAUACUUCAGGGAAAAAUUACCAAUGCUUCUCAAAAAAUUAAUAUUUUAUCUGCAAUUUCAAAAGGUACAUUAAACAAUGUUUCAUCUGGUGAUAAAAAAGAAUUUGGAAAUACUGCUAGUAAUGUUAUUUCAAAAUUAUCUAAACCUUUGUCUUCUGAAGCUAAUGAAUCAUCUACAAUUGCUUUCUAUCAGUGCUUAGGAGAAUGGAGUGUUUUAUUAAAAGAAAAAUGUCAACCAAUUAUUAAUAUUUUUGAGAACAUAUUUAAAAUACCUAUUGCUCAAGAACAAAUAAGAUAUAAUGCAUUUUUAUCGAUAGCAAAAUUUAUGGAUUGUGAAGAUCCAGUUAAAUUUUGUCCGCAGUUAAAGAAGAUGUCGGAAAAUGUUUUUGAUGAAAAAAGUAAUUUGACUGCUGAAAUGAUACCACUUAUUUAUGUAUUGGUAAAAUAUGAAAUUAUUGAAAAAGGUUCUUUGUCAAAUGAAUUUUACACAAAGUUAUGUAAUCUUAAGAUGAAUGAUGAUAUAGAAAUAUAUGGAAAAUUAGGAAAAGAUGGCUUCAAUCUUCUAUCUAAACUUGUUCUUUUAGUUACAUUUAAUAGGCCAUAUGAUGAUAAAAUAGGAAAUUACUCAGAUGCAUUGUUAAAGCUUAGUAUUUUUGGAUGUUUAUAUCCUGAUUUUAAUGUAAGAAGUAAUUUUUACAAUACAAUCAAAAAAAUUACCAAAGUUGAUGGAUUUGUAUUUUCUGAUUUUGUUUUAAAUAUAUUUCUUAAUAAUAUUCAGAAUGAAUACUUUGAAAAAGUUUAUUUAAAAUUAACAUUGAAAAAUCUCCCUGACGCUAAUAGUGAAGGUAAACAAAUUCCAGCUAUUCAUUUAGUGAAUGUUAUUAAAAUUUUAACUCCUAUACCACAGGAAGAUUCAGUGAUGUUGUCAAUGUUUAAUGAAUUUGUUGUCACAUUAUUACUUGUUACUUCUUUGGAUAAAGUUUUUAACAUAUCAAGAGGAUUAUGGGCUGAAACAGUUAGUGAGUAUGAUCCAACAUUGAAGAUUCUUAAUAGUGAAGAAUUUAAAAAAAUUUUAACAAAAAGAUUAUUUGAAUUUUCUGUAUUAAAAGUUAAAGAAAACGCAAUACAAUCACUAGUUGGUUUAGAAUUUGGAAGACAUGAAAUAGCUGAUUUCAUAUGGAAAUAUUUUGAAGAGUAUUUUAACAAAUUUGAGAUAGGUGUAUAUUUUAACAUACCUGAAAAUGAUGUUAAAAUUUACCAAACUCCUGAAAAUGUUCUUUUUAAUGUUUCUGUUAUGGAAGAUAGUGAGAUAGCUUCUUUAGAUACACGUGGAAUGUCAAAAAAAGAGCAAGCUGCAGAAAUAGCUUUGAGAAAAGAACUUGCUGAAAAAAGAAGAAAAGAGGGUAAAUUUACAGAAGAACAAAAGAAAGCAAUUGCUGAAGAAUUAAAAAAAGAAUCUGAAAUUCGAAAUAAGAUGAAAAAACUUUAUGAAGAUAUUUAUGAACCAUUGAGACUUUUAAAUGCAGCAUCUAAAGCAAAUCCAUUAGGAGUAACAAAACAUUUUGAUAUUAUGUACAAUAUUGUUAUACCUUUACUUCAAUCUGAAUUUGUUGCUCCAAUAGCAGUUGAUACUUUGUUUUCAUUUAGAGAUGCAAUUUUUGAACCAUCAUCAGAUUAUCUUCAUCAAUUAGUCAUUAUUACAACAUUACGUUUAUAUAAUUCAAAAAAACUAAUUGAUGAAUGGUGUGAAGAAUCAUUAGAGGAUCAAUUAAAAAGAAUGAUUGGUUCUUUAACUUCUAUGUGUGCGCUUGUCAGUAUACCAGAAGAAUUUGCUACAGAAAUCGAUAUAUUUAUGGAUAAUGAAGGAAUGAAUGCAUCAAAACUUGGUUUCUUGUUACCAUUAAUUGAAAAAAUUAUGAUGACAAAAGAUUUUGACUCAACAAUUAAAACCUCAUUAACAUCUUUUCUUCAAGAUGGUGUUUCACUUAAAUUUAUUAAAGGUGAAGAUGUUUUUCUUGUUCCAUAUUUAAAACUUGCAACAAUGACAUUACCUGUACUUAUUGAAAAUUCUGAUAUGGAUUUAAUAAAACCUUGUAGAACAGUUCUUCAAAAUUUAGCAAGUAUUAUGUCUGAAUGUACCAUACCAACAGAAAAAAUGGAAGAAUUUCUUUGUUAUUUAUUGGAUCACUUAAAAGAACCAAAAUCUGAAAUUCGUCUUAUGAUCUUAAAUAUGUUUUAUAAUAUGCAUCAUCAAGUAUCUGUUUUACUUCAUAAAUCAAAGGCAUUUAAAGGAAAAUUAAUUGUCACAUUAUCAAUUAUUAUAAAUGAUGAUAAUGAUGAGGUUAAUCGUAGUGCAGUACAAUUAUGGAAACAUUUGGAGUUGAAACUUUCUGCAGAAUUAUUCUCACAUAUUUUCAUAGGAUUAAUGGAUGUUAAUGAAUUUAUUCGCAAAGGAGCAUCAAAUGUUAUUUUGAAGAUUGUUGAUGAUAUGCCAAAAUAUAAAAUAACAAUAAUUAAUUUACUUUUUGACUUGUAUGUUAAACAUUCAAAAAUCGUUGAAGCUGAGUAUGAUUCAGUUGGAAGAUUAUUGAGAGGUGAAUAUGAUGAAUGGGAAAAAAGAAGUGGAAUUACAGAAGCAUUAAUUAAAUUGACAAAUAAGAUUGAAUCUAAUGAAGCAUUUAAUUUCUUAAAAAAAGUUGUUGAUAUUGGACUUCUUGACCAUAAUGCUUCCGUAAGACAAAAAAUGUUAAAAGCUGCUGAAAUUAUUAUAACAAAGCAUGGAAGAAGUAAUGUCAAUGAAUUUUAUCCAUUUUUAGAAGAAAAAUUGGCUUCUUUAUCUUCAAAUGAAAAUGAUGAUAUUAUGAGGCAAGGAUUAGUUAUAUUACUUGGUACAUUAACUAAGUAUCUUGAUUCAAAUGAUGAGAAAGUUUUACAAAUUUUAAUGAAGUUAAUGUCAACAUUAACAACACCAUCUCAACCAGUUCAAGAAAGUGUUUGUUCAUGUUUACCUGCACUUAUUGCAAGUAGACCUGAGGAUGGUAAAGUUUUGUUAAAAUCUAUGUUAACAAGUGCUGCUAAAUUUUCUACAUAUGGAGAAAGAAGAGGUGCUGCUUAUGGAGUUGCUGGAAUUGUCAAAGGACUUGGUAUUAAAUCAAUGAAAGAACAACAAGUAGAUUUAUUUUUAAAAAAUGGUUUUAAAAAUAAAAAAGAUCCACAAAUGAAAGAAGCUUGUUGUUUAUUAAUGGAAAUGCUUGGUUAUGCAUUAGGGCAAGCUUUUGAACCAUAUAUUCAUGAAUUAUUACCUGAACUUUUAACAGCAUAUGGUGAUACUAAUGAGAAUGUUCGUUAUGCUGCUGAGGAUGCUUGUAAUUGUAUAAUGUCAAAAAUUUCUAACUUUGGAGUUAAAUUAAUUCUUCCAGUUGUUUUGGAAGUCAUUGAUAAAGAUGCAUGGAGAACCAAAGUUGUUUGUGUUAAAUUACUUGGUAACAUGGCUAUUACGGCACCAAAACAAUUGUCUGUAUGUCUUGCAUCAGUUGUACCAAAACUUAUUGAAUGUUUGGCUGAUUCUCAUUCAAAAGUUCAAUCAGCAUCAGAAGAUGCUUUGAAGAAAAUUUCUACAGUUAUUAAAAAUCCUGAGAUGCUUACUAUUUCAUCUCAUUUGAUUGAUGCUCUUGUUGAUCCUGGAAAUAAAACUGUCUCUACAUUAACAACAAUUCUUAAUAUCCGAUUUGCUCACUUUAUUGAUACCCCAUCAUUAUCUAUGAUGAUGCCAAUUGUUAAAAGAGGUUUUGAUGAAAAAAGUACAGAUGGUCGUAGGAUGGCUGCUAACAUUAUUGCAAGUAUUUAUCAAUUAGCUGAUAAACGUGAUAUGGAACAUUAUUUAUAUGAAAUUAUGCCCGGUCUUAAAAAAUCACUUUUUGAUCCUGUUCCAGAUAUUCGUGCCAUAUCAGCUAAAGCUAUUGGUAGUAUUAUUAAAUAUGCUCUUGGUGAAACUUCUGAAAAAUUACAAAUGGAACUUCUUCCUUGGCUCAGUCAAAAACUUAUCUCAGAAGAAAGUGUUGUUGAAAGAUCUGGUGCAGCACAAGGAUUAUCAGAAAUAUAUUAUGGUAUUGGUGAAAAUUCAUUGGAUGAUAUUAUGCCACAAAUUGUUAACAAACUUAAUCAACCAAAUUUACCUCCAAAUGUAAGAGAUGGAUUUACGCUGAUGUACAUUUAUCUCCCACUCGUUUUCCAACAAAAAUUUAUUCCUUAUUUAUCACAAGUUAUUCCUUCUAUACUUCGAGGACUUUCAGAUGAAAAUGAAUUUGUUAGAGAUUCAUCUUUAAAAGCUGGACAAAGGCUUAUUAAUCAAUUUUGUACUUCUGCACAAAAAUUACUCUUACCACAACUUCAAACAGCAAUUACUGAUAGUUUCUGGAGAAUUAGGCAUGCUGCUGUUACUCUUAUUGGUGAUUUAUUAUUUACUGUUAGUGGUGUUUCUGGUAAAAUGACAUCAAAUACUGCUGAGGAAGAUGAUACGUUUGGAAUGGAUGAAGCAAACUCUAUUAUUAUAAAAAAAUUAGGCCAAGAAACAAGAGAUCAAAUAUUUGCAUCAUUAUAUCUUUGUAGAAAUGAUACAGCUGGUCAAGUAAGAACUGCUGCAACUCAUGUAUGGAAAAUUGUUGUAUCUAAUACUCCUAAGACAAUAAAAGAAAUUAUGGGAACAUUAUUUUCACAAAUUUUAGAUUGUCUUUCAUCAACAUCUGAAGAUAGACAAGUAAUGGCAGGAAAAUGUUUAGGUGAACUUGUUAAAAAAAUGGGAGAAAAAGUUAUGACUCAUGUAUUACCAGUAAUUACUAAACAAUUAGAUUCUGACAAUCCAUCACAACGUCAAGGAGUUGCCAUUGCAUUAGGUGAAAUUGUUGAUAAUACAAAUUCUGAAAUUGUUUCUAUUUAUGCAGAAAAUCUUAUUGAUCCAAUACGAAGAUGUUUAUCUGAUGAAAAUGAAGAUGUUCGUGAAUCUGCUGUUACUCUUUUCACUGCUUUCUACAAAGCUGUUGGAAAUAUUGCUUUAGAUGAAAUAGUUGUACCAUUAUUAAAAGAUAUUGAUAAUAAACAAAAUUCAGAAAGAGUUAUUGGAGGACUUUGUGCUGUUGUUCAAAGUAAUAGUCGUCAAAUGAUGUCUUAUCUUUUACCAAAACUUACAAAACCACCUGUAAAUGUAGUUGCACUUUGUAAAAUUUCAGCUGCUGCAGGAGAUUCUCUUGGAAAAAAUUUACCAAAAAUUCUUGAAGCUUUAUUGGAUAAUUGUGAAAAUACUGAUAAUGAAGAACAAAUUGAUAAUUGUUUACCAGUUUUAUUGUCUGUUGAUGAUUAUGAUGGAAUAGCUCAAAUAAUAUCAACAUUACUUAAUCGAGCAACUUCAAAAAAUCAUAUUCCAUCAGCAAUGUUAUUGGCUAGAUAUAUUUCUGAAGGUGAUUGUGAAUUUGAAGAAUUUGUUAAUGAAAUUCUUCCUGGUACACUUUCUCUUUAUAAUUCACCAAUACCUGAAAUUGUUGAAAGUGCAAUUAGAACAUUAAUUGCUUUGACAUCAAAUAUGGAACAAUCUGUUCAAUUUAAUACAAUACCUCUUAUUCAAUCUUGUAUACAAAAAAUGUUAAAAAUUGGUGGAAAAGAACAAAUUCCUGGAUUUGAUCAUCCAAAGGGUAUCUCACCAUUUUUACCAAUUCUUCGUGAAGGAAUUAUUAAUGGUGGUGUUGAAUUAAAACAAAAAGCUGGAGAAGCACUUGGUAAUAUUGUUCUUUUAUCUACUCAAGCAAGUCUUAAAAGUCACGUUGUUAAUGCAACUGGUCCACUUAUUAGAGUUCUUGGAGAUCGUUACCCACCAGAGGUUAAAAUUGCUAUCAUUCAAACAUUAUCAAGAUUAUUAGAUAAAGUUAUUAAUCUCCUUUCUGCAUUCCUUCCACAAUUACAAUCAACAUUUAUUAAAGCUAUUCAGGAACCAUCUUCUAAAAAAGUUAGACUUGCUGCAGGCGGUGCAUUGGCAAAAUUAAUUCAAAUUCAUCCAAAACCAGAAAACAUUGUUAAUGAAUUUGUUAAAUUAUUAUCAAAUUUAGAAGAUGAAAAUCUUCUCCUUUCAACUGUCAUUUCAUUUAGAGCUUUAGUCAAAAAAAUUGGGUUUAAGUUAUCUGAAACAUGUAUUGAAAGUAUAAUAAAUGUUGGAAAAAAAUAUAUAAAUAGUAAUGAAGAUGUUAUCAGAGCAUGUGGAGCAUUAUAUGGUGAAACUGUACAAUUUUGUUCUCAAUGGCCUUUAAAUAUUUUAACUGAAAUAAACAAAGGAACAAGCAAUCAAAAAUUGUUUAAUUUAACAUGUAUACAACUUUUAUCAUCAGAAAAUGCAAAUAAAGUAAUAGAUGUUUAUGGAUACGAAAACAUAUCAAAUACAUUAUCUACAAAUUUUUCAAAUGAAUCAGCUUUUGUUGCGGAUGCUUCAAUUCGUUCAGCUGGAUAUAUUUUGAUUUCAAUGAAAGAUGCCCUUGAUAAAGACCUUCUUCAUAUUCUUGCAAAAACAAUAAAUCAUAAUUCAAAUGAUGUCAAAAGACUAGUAGCUAUUGUUAUUCAAAAUAUCUUUAAAAAUAUUUUUACUCCCUCAAUUGAACUUUUGAAGACAGUUGUACCAUCACUUGUAAAUGGAACAAAGGAAAGAAAUCUUGCUGUAAGAGUAUCUUCUGAGCAUGCAUUAUUAGAAGUAUUUAAAUUGAGAAAAAAUGAUCAUGUAUACGAAGAGUACCUUGGUACAUUGACUGGAGGUGUAAAAGCUGUUCUUGUUGAUACAUAUCAAAAACAAUUAAUCAAGGCACUGAAAAAUACCGAUGAUUCUGUUGAAUCUUUAGACAACAUGUUAAGUGUUGAGUAG